AUGUUUGGCCAAGUUCUUGCUUUAUCGUGUCUCUUUGUGGUGGGCCAACUUAGUGGUGCAGUUGCCCGUGAUGUCGGAGUCCAGAAAUCGGAGGACAUAAUAAGAUCUGGUGGCUGUACGGUUCCAUUUGCCUCGUUGCCAUACCCAGAGCAACCACUGAUUCUAGUUCCAGGAUCGAACAAAUUCUGGCACCCGCAGGAUGAAACAAGACAGGUUCUGUUCCCCACGAGUGCUCCGGUAGAGUUGGUGUGUCGAGAAGGUUUUAAACUGUUCCCCGAAAAGCGUUCCAUUACGAUUGAGUGUGUUGCUGACGAUACAUUUGCGUACGAUGGAAACACCUACUCUAUGGUGGAGCUGGCCUGCACAUCGUACUGGUUAAGCUCGGCCAGAACCACACAGGAGCGCUGCUUCAACGGGUCCGUGAUUGUGAACGUAGGCUUCGAUCUGACCGCAAACCGAUGGGUGAAUGUGUUUGAUGUGUGCUACGAUGAGAUGCUUUACCAUACGCACUUUGUCCGUCACCACAUGAACCGUGCCAAUGGAGGCUAUCAGUCUGGUAAUCCUCGUCCAAAUUGGUAUCAGGGUGCAUACUACACGGACGUCAACAUCAACAACCUCUACACCGUCAACAAACAGCGCGAAACGAUGGCUAUCAUACUAAACUCACAAUCACGAGCUGACCAGCUGGUACAAAACACUACCAACGGGAUAUACAUGGCCCGAGGGCAUAUAGCAGCGCGGGUUGACUUUAUUUACGGAACGGAGCAGAACGCUACCUUCUGGUUCCUGAACGCUGCGCCACAGUGGCAAAACUUUAACGGUGUUAACUGGGAGCGUGUGGAGGCUUCGAUUCGCGACUUUCUCGGCAAGCGUGAUCUGGAAGUGACCGUGUACAGUGGUACGUACGGUGUGCAGAAGCAGGCGGACGGCAACGGAGAUUAUCAGGAGAUCUGGUUAGACUUUGAUCCGACCGAGGGUCGCCGCCGUGCACCGGCCCCAAUGCUGUACUACAAGAUUCUGCACGACGAGCGUAACAAUGCCGGUAUCGCGAUCGUCGGCGUUAACAACGUCCACAUACCGACCGACAUGAUCCUGCGCGAGUACGUACUGUGCAAGGAUAUCGGUGAUCAGGUCGAGUGGAUCGACUGGCAGCGUACGAACGUAACGAUCGGGUACUGUUACGCGUGCGAGGUUAACGCAUUCAAUGCGGCGAUCGGUAAUCCGCAUCCGAACCUUAAUGUGGCAAAGCUGCUCACGAGUGUUGCCGGCAAGCGGUUCGUACACUCGCUCUGGGCCAUGUUUGCUGGUCUCGGUUUGCAUGGUGUUUUAUUUUUCGUACGGUCUGCCCUUCGUGUGCCGGCUGCGUAG
Molecule: messenger RNA, 1368 nt
Organism: Anopheles maculipalpis
Lineage: Eukaryota; Metazoa; Arthropoda; Insecta; Diptera; Culicidae
Exons: 2
Coding region: 1-1368 (455 amino acids)
Biological process (GO): apoptotic DNA fragmentation
Cellular component (GO): mitochondrial inner membrane; nucleus
Molecular function (GO): metal ion binding; nucleic acid binding; single-stranded DNA endonuclease activity
Source: RefSeq, a predicted model, not a curated record